Molecule: messenger RNA, 5845 nt
Organism: Drosophila virilis
Lineage: Eukaryota; Metazoa; Arthropoda; Insecta; Diptera; Drosophilidae
Gene: PAPLA1
Product: Phosphatidic Acid Phospholipase A1
Cellular component (GO): cytoplasm; COPII-coated ER to Golgi transport vesicle
Molecular function (GO): glycerophospholipase activity; metal ion binding
Source: RefSeq, a predicted model, not a curated record
UUUAAUGCAGCCCUGGUACUGAUACUGUGCGCGUUGCAAGUAAAUUUUUGACUCUCUUGUUUUCUUAAAUAUUGUGCCAUCUGUGCGACCAAAAAUCAUUUUUGCUGUGCAGCAACUCGCAUUGCCCAACGCUACACGGCUGGUCUGAACGCUGCGCUGUGCUAAAACGCGAUUGUAAACAUGUCCGAACGCUCCAAAGGUGACGUGUCGCGCGUUAACAACAAUGCAAAUCGAAUUGUUAAAAAUCCGCUGCUCAGCGCCUCCGUGACGGGACUCACCUUUGAUGACUUCCCCAAUAAGCCGGUCCUGCUACCAGCCGCUCCGCCCGUGGUGCAUGCAUCGCCACCGCAGCCCACGUCCGCCCUCAUCGCUGGCAUUCUCAAUCGCGAGCCCAAAACCCUGGUGACCGUUGGACAGCCCUCAAUUAUUGACGAUAACGAAACGCUUGACGAGAUCAACUUGAAUGCCAGCAGCAGCGACGACUCAGCGACAGCGAACGCAUCCAUCAAUCCCUAUCAGAGCAGCGCGGACGCGAAUGCAAAUCCGUUGCUAGAGCCGCCACUUGCUGCAGAUUCAUUGCUUAGCCAGGCGGCGUCUUCAUUUGGAGCGCUGCCCUCGGUGGCAUCUAACGUAUUUGCUACGUUCUCGAAACGCAUAUACGCGGGCGCUCGGGAGACGGACGAGGCGACCCCUACACAGCCUCAACUGGACAUACAACCAACUUAUAUACAACAAGCGAAUCAGCAGCCACCGGCAGCUGUUGCACCUGCUCCAUUUUACGCCGCACCACCGGCUCUUUUCGGUGAAGCUGCACCAGAACCGCCAAAAUUCUAUGCGCCCACAGAGGUGUCCAGCUUAGGAGCUAGCAGCUUGCCCGUGCCGCCCACAUCAGGUGGACAGAAUACAUAUCGCAUUAGCGCCAGAAAGAAGCUAUACGCGCCCAUACCAGGGCUCUCCGAACAGCAACAGCAGCCAGUGCCAGCUGCUACGCCCCUCCAAACACCACCAUAUUCGCCACAGCCACCGGCGGACGCAUUUAAUCCGGCUGCACCACCCGUUCAAGAGGAACGCAAGUCAGUUGGUGGUCUUUUUUCGCUCACCAGUCUGGUGCCUACUGGCGUACUACAGAAUAUCUCGGGUCUCGUGCAAUCGGCCACAGGCAGAACCAACGAGCCAUCACCAGCUGUCAGCUAUCCUGCGAAUUCCGGUGGCUACUUUGACAUUAGCACAGCCCCCGCGUCUGUCCCGCAGCCAUCAACAAACUUUUUUACGCCAGCCUCAGCAGCGCCGACCUCUGCUACUGGUUAUUUUGCACCUACUGAAGCCCCACCCCAAGUUGGAGGUUUCUUUAAUCCUUCCAUAGUUGCUGCAAUCCCAGAGUCCGCCACACCGCCCACAGCUGGUGGUUUCUUUACGCCAGCCACAGCUGCCCAGCCACCAGCCGUUGCCCAACCAACGCCGGUAUCCCUGCCCCAGACAGUCGCUCAUCCACCGACGGUCGCUGUGCCACCGGCUUUAGUCGAGAGCACUCCGGCAUUUGGAUCAGCAUCAGCGGUAGCAGGACCUCCACCAGCUGCCGGGCCUACACAGUCCUCGUAUCGCCUGCAGAAGGGUACGCGACUCUACAAGAGUCCAUUGACAGCACAGGAAACUGCGGCACCGACAGCAUUCGCUGGUCAGCAGACAGCAUUUACGGGCGGGCCAUUUGCAAACCCAGCAGCACCCGCGGCCAUAUUUACUCCUUUUGCUGGAGCACAGUCAGCAGAAGCUGCUCUAUAUGCACCUCCACCUCCAAUUUUCGCACCAGUAAGCCGGGAAGCUCCUCUGUUUGCGGCUGCAGCAGCAACCCCAACGGCGCCACCAGCUUCGCUCUUUACUCCACAAACAAACACAGGAACGGAACUCUUUCAGCCAGCGCAAGCUGAGGAAGCAUCGGCACCAGCUGCUUCAUAUUUUACACCUGUGUCAGGAACAUCCGAUUCAGACCAGAAAGUCAAUCUCUUUCCCAGAUCGGCAGCUUCACAAGAACUCUCUUUAUCACAAGCAAAUACAACCAGCACCCACUUGACGCCGCAUACACAGGUUACAGAGUCCAACAGCUCUUCAGCUCAACCACAAGAAGAGUCACUUUCAGCCGCAUCCAUUGAGGAAGUUCCCAUAUAUCCACAAGGACCCACAGCACCACUCUUCACUCCACAAGUGGCUGCUAGAGCUCUAGACACAAACCCACCACCGGAAUCAGGACACGAAAAUACACCGGCAACACAAGCACUCUUCACUCCAGAAGAACAAAGCGGCACAUCAACCAAACCAGAGCCAAGCCAAGAAGUCCUUAAGACUACAUUCGUUCAAGAAGUGUCGCAAGGACUUGCCGUAUAUCCGCCAGCACAAAUCGUGCCCAGCAGUGUGUCCACUGAUUUUGAUCAAGGAUUAGUACGAGCAUCUUCAGCAGCAACUAAGGCUGAGGCGCAGCAGGGUGAGGGCCUUAACCCACAAGGACUAGUAGAUGCAGUAGACGUAGACACAACGAAUGAGAAACUCGCUUCAGCAGUAGCAGCAAGCGCUCCACAGCCAAUCCUUACCGUCACCAGUCUUUUUGCGCCACAGAUAAUAGGUGAAACAGCACAAGAAGAUAAAGAUUCAGCAGCGCUCCGAACAACGGAUCCAGGCAAUUUGUUUAGUCCGCCAGCACAGGCGGAGCAACUCAGCGCCGCACUUAACACUCAGACAACCACAACGUUCUUUAAUCCUUUCGCACAGUCAGUCACAACGCCUCUGCCACAGGAGCUAUUGCCGCCGCCAAUAGGAUUUGUGGCACCGGACACUCAACCGAACGCCAACGGUCUCUUCGAGGCACAGACCAUUGAGCCUGUGCUGCCAGAGACAGAAACUGUCACAGCUCUAGCACCGCCGCCACGCCCACCAAGCAGUAAGCAGCCGGACGCCUCCUCACAGGCAAAUCCAUUCCGCAAAACCAUCGAAUCAGCCGCAACCGCAACUUCAUCAGUUGCUCCUUCGCCCUUGCUCAGCUUCUUUACGCCUGCCGCGAACAGCGCUGAUUGCAACUUUUUCGGAUCACCGCAAGAGGCAACCCAGCAGGUGGCCGCUCAGUUUCCAGAGUUGCCGCCGGCGAGUGGCGUUGCACCGCCAGCAUUGAUAGAGGAGCCGCCUCUAGGGGACGCGGCCACGAGCCAAACCACUCAGGCACUUGGCUUUGAGCAACUAAUCAGCGAUUCGCAGCAAGCCACACAGCAUACCCAAAAUUCAAUCGGCAAUAACUAUCAAAAUUCUAGUUUAAACUCAUUUUCUGGCUAUUUUGGUGGCACAGGAGAGGCAGCAGUGCCAGCCGCACAGCCACAGCCGCUGACUGGCUGUAACUCGGCCAAUUUCUUUGAUCAUUUUGCCGCUGGCGGGCAGGGACAACAGGAGGAUCAACGCAUACAGAACUUCUUUAACAAUCCACCGCUGCAGGAUCAGCCAGCCGCACCAGGUGAACUCAAAUACGAUCUUGUUCACAGCGGCUUGCCCACCAAACAGUUCGAGCAACGCUCGCAAACAUCUGUCUCAAAUCAAGUCGAGCCGCCAUCGUCCGCCUGUUCGGAGUUCUCGACAGCAGCGCCGGCAAACCCAAAUCCAAUAAGCGUUCAUCAACCCGAGCGUCAGGCGGAAUAUCUACGUCAGUUACCACAGGGCGAACUACCUGAAGAAAUCCUGCAACAGCUGACCAUGGCAAACGAUAAGAGUGUGGCUAUAGUGCCACCAGUCGAUACAAUCGUUUAUACGCCCGUUCUGCCUCAUUGGUUUUACAAACGCAUCGUGGAUGGCAAGUUUGUGUGGACUCCAUUUAGUCACUACGACUCGGCCCUACUGGAGACUAGCCUGAACAGCGAUGACGCCGAUUCGUUGAGCAUCGUACCCGUAGAGGGUGGUCGCUAUGAUGUUAACAUUAAAGAGCGCACCAAGACGCCCGUUUUCUGGGAGGGCAAAGCCAUUGAGGUGCGACGCUGUUCCUGGUUCUACAAGGCCGGGGAUGGAAAGUACGUUCCAUAUGCGGAGCAAACAGCAGCCGCACUGGAGGAAGAAUAUAAACGUGCUACGGAAACAAACGAGUGGCAUAAAAAAAUACCCCUGGCCAAUGGGGAGCAGGUCACCAUGCAUGGCCCGAGCGUCAUUGUGCACUUCAUGCCACCAUCGAACGCCGACACGUGGGGCGGCAGCGUGCAAAGCUCAACACGGCCGCUGGUUGUCAAGCGAGAUUUAAAUGAUUUUAAAAUACAACAGGGCGAAUCUCAGCGUGUGGAUCAUUUGUUGUUCAUGGUGCAUGGCAUCGGCUCUGCUUGUGAUCUAAAAAUGCGCAAUGUCGAAGAAGUCGUGGAUGAUUUUCGCAACAUUGCGCAACAGCUGGUGCAGUCCCACUACAAAAACUCCACGGACAUGGGCCUAGUGGGUCGCGUUGAAGUGCUCCCGAUUGAAUGGCAUGGCCAUUUGCACUCCGAGGAGCUGGGCAUCGAUGAGAAACUGAAGUCCAUCACUCUGGAAUCCAUACCACGAUUACGCAAUUUCACUAACGACACACUGCUGGAUGUGCUCUUCUAUACCAGUCCCAAGUACUGUCAGAAGAUCAUGAACACGGUGGCUGAUGCAUUAAAUGAGGUUUAUCUGAAAUAUCGCAUGCGGCAUCCUGAAUUCAAUGGCGGUGUUUCGUUGGCUGGCCAUAGUCUCGGCUCGCUUAUACUCUUUGAUCUGCUGUGUCACCAGGAGCCGCUGAAGGAGAGCGAAGAAGAAAAUAAGCUUAAUUUUUGGCAGGAGAAUCCGGAUCAACUGCCACAAAAGCAGGGCACCGAAUUGAAGCACGUACAAAUUCCCAACAAUGAUCAAAUGCUGCCCAAGCAGGUCAGCUAUGCCAUGGGUAUGGGAAUGGCCGGAACUGGACAGCCAGUGAUUAACUACACGCAGUUAAUUUUCCAUCCGAAGAAGUUUUUCGCUUUGGGCUCUCCAAUCGGCAUGUUUGUGACCAUACGCGGCAUCGAUAAACUUGGCCUCGACUUUCGGCUACCCACCUGUCCAGGGUUUUACAAUAUAUUCCAUCCCUUUGAUCCAGUGGCGUAUCGCAUUGAAGCUCUGGUCAAUCCAGACAUGAAGGGCAUCCGCCCGGUACUGAUUCCACACCAUAAAGGACGCAAGCGCAUGCAUCUGGAACUAAAAGAGACUAUGACGCGCGUUGGUGCGGACAUAAAGCAAAGAUUCAUGGACACUUUCAAAACCACAUUAGACAGCGUCAAUUUCUUGGCCACAGUCACCAAGGUCAAAAAGGAGGCCGAAGAGUCUCUGGAAAAGGAAAUACACUCAAGCUCUUCGCAGGUAUUCCAAGAGCCAAGUGAAGGCCAGGAUGAAUUGUCAACGACAACCACUUCGACGAAAGGGCGUAAUCGCACCGACUCCGAGUCCACGACAGCAUCAGAUCCUGAAUUCGUUGAGCUCGACUUUCCACUAGGUAAAUUGAACGACUCAAAACGCGUGGACUAUGUGCUGCAGGAGGCGCCGCUGGAGUUCAUCAACGAGUAUAUCUUCGCACUGAGCAGCCACGUUUGCUAUUGGGGUUCGGAGGAUACCAUACUAUUUGUGAUGAAGGAGAUUUAUGCUGGUUUGGGCAUUAGCACCGAUAGCCAAGUGCCACAGCAGUCCAUGACCAUUGAGAGGCCCAGCUCACGAAAUAGCAGUGCCAGUCAGUCGCUGUUGCCGAUCAAAAUCAUACAAAGAAUUUUUAAAAUGUGCAACGCUAACCUGGUUAAUGGUUUUAUGAAAUUUAGAAGUCUUGCAUUGUCAGAAUAACGUACGAAAACAA